AAAGACCUCACAUCAAGAAGGGCAAGUCUGGUUCGGAGUAAGUUGAUUGGUUGAAUGAAUAUUAAGUUUUCAGAGAUAACACCUCUGCUGGUUUAGUGGUGGUGUCUGUUGGGUGACCAGAAUAGGAAUAGAGCGAGGUGGAGUAGUAGCGAGAUCUAGCCACAGGGGGGAGAUGGCGUGAGACACAGGUGUAGCAGGGCUUGUUUUGGGCUUGGGGGAGGAAGAGCAAUCAGACUGGCAGGAAGAGUGAAGAUAGUCACUUGCGGGCGUGACGCAGAUUGUCAGUGAGCAUGCGGUUUCCCAGCCUGUUUAGAUGAAGACCGUCUCAUGCAUACAAGGUGGAACGUUCCCAAAACAGGUCAAAGUUAUGGAUGUAGUUUAUUUUGUGUUCUGUGCAGACAGAUUGGAGCCUGGUGUGAAGAUAAAGAAUCCUUCUGAAACGCCCCACACCGCAGCCAAGUGUAGGUAUUGGGCCAGAAAUAAAAACUGUUUUUAUUUAAAAAAAGAGGAGGAUUGAAGUCUGCUUUCGUCAGUUCUGACUUGCCGAACAGUGUCGUUUGAGCCGCAGUGAAGUAAAAUUUUGUUAACGGUGGGUUGGCAUGAAUUCAGCAUUCCAGGGAGUUUCUUAAAGAUGUCAGGAAUAGUAGCUCCGGGAAAGCAGUGAGUGAUGGCGUUUGCGAACUAUGGAGUUUCCGACGAUUAAAGCGGUGGGGGGAAAAGAGGAGUAGCUGCGCGGCCAGCAGCGGCGUCCGGCACGGUUCCUGGUCGCCGUCGGCCAGAGGUGGCAGCAGGAUGCGGGACGGAAGUUGCAGCAGCCGGGAGAGUGGACAGUGAGGAGGACUUCAUUGGUGAGGACUGGGUGGGUGAAGCCGGGAGGGCAGAGGACUUCCGUGGUGCCAGUGUGAAGCACGCUAUCGAGCGGCGAAGCCUGGCGCGGGUACACGGUCCAGAUCCAUCAGAUGGAGGUGACGGAGGACUACAGGGCCUCCGUGGGGAUGGAGGCACCGGCUGGGAUGGUGGAGCCAGAGGAGGAAAGUUGUGCAUGUCGAGGAUGUCAUACUUGUUUUCCAAUCGGAUGUUGUAGUGGUGGCGUGCACGAGAAGAGCACCUUUCACUUCCGCUGCGCAGACCAGGGCUCAUGUGGAGUGGCGGGACGACCAAUGGUGACGGUAGACUCAGGAACGGGGAUAGGGUCCGGAGAGUCAGCGGUGACAGCAGGCUCACAGGCGGAUGCGCUGUUCCGAACUGGUCCAAAGAUGAUGGUGUCGAGGAGCAUGGAGAUUCUCCCUUUAAGCCCCUGGACUUUGUCGGCCAGGCUAGCGCAGCUGACACAACCGGAGGGAGAGAUAAAAUGCGUCCUGGUGUUGCACCUCAUCAGUGCUGCAUUUGCCACUGCAGCUCUGGGUUUGAUGUCCAAACACCUCCCCUACCGCCAGGACUCUUACCACUGUGAACACUGCCACAGACUGGAGCUACAUGCUGUGCAACAUUGUUUCAGGAAAUGCACCGGUCAGAUCGAGCAAAAGUGUAAACUGUUGAUUGAUGGUAUUUUGGGGACACUGGUGAUCUUCCUGGUGCUGGAGCUGUUGAUCUGCAUUACUGCCAUGCUGUUUGGACUGAGUGUCCUAGCUGCUGGUGGAAACCAGGCUACUAGCCAGAGACCUCUCAGUCCACCCACUCGCCCCCCACCUGUUUCUGAUGUUCAAGCUGCUGCAACUGCAAUUGAGCCGUCUCAGCAGGUGGCUGUAGUUGUGACAGAACCAGAAUCAGAGCAGGUGGAGGACAUCUCCACCCCACCUACUGAACCCCAGGUGGAGCCAAUAGAAACUGUGGCCACAGAACCCUGAAGACCCUGUUCCCUAUUGUGUCAUAUCAUGUCAGUCAGAGUAUU
Mugil cephalus (flathead mullet) is the source of this 1891-nucleotide messenger RNA. RefSeq lists its product as uncharacterized. The coding region runs from base 960 to 1847 and encodes 295 amino acids. Gene Ontology annotation, cellular component: membrane. The record is from RefSeq and is a predicted model, not a curated record. The transcript has 6 exons. NCBI's taxonomy places the organism in Eukaryota, Metazoa, Chordata, Actinopteri, Mugiliformes, Mugilidae.